Cherax quadricarinatus is the source of this 3944-nucleotide messenger RNA. Its product is annotated as deubiquitinase DESI2. The record is from RefSeq and is a predicted model, not a curated record. Gene Ontology annotation, molecular function: deubiquitinase activity. Gene Ontology annotation, biological process: protein deubiquitination. Lineage: Eukaryota; Metazoa; Arthropoda; Malacostraca; Decapoda; Parastacidae.
CAGCGUUCACUGCAGCUACCAGGACUGUGUCAGCUGCUGGACACCAACACUCGCAAGGAAUACUUCCUCAUUACUUUAUUUGAAGUCCCACGGGCAACAUAUGUCGAGAUAUAGGAUAUUUUCCCCUACCAGGGCGACAGGUUUGCCAAAGGGCUGCAGUAGGAACUAGUGUUCCACUUCUGCCCUUAUUUGACAGGUUUUCUAUGAAUGUCGGAAGGAACAGUGUCGUGUCGCCUGCCAUUUGCCAGCUGUCUGGGUCCGUCUGCAGAAGACUCAGACGACAUUGGGUACACCAAUAUGGCCCGUCAACCGGUUAUCCUCAACGUGUAUGAUAUGUACUGGAUAAAUGAAUACACAUCUUCAAUUGGUCUUGGUGUGUUUCAUUCAGGGGUUGAAAUAUAUGGCACAGAAUUUGCUUAUGGUGGGCAUCCAUUCCCAUUCUCUGGUGUGUUUGAGAUCACACCCAGAGAUGCUGAAGAUCUUGGGGAUCAAUUUAAAUUCAAACAGAGCAUCCACCUAGGUUACACAGACUUCACUGAAGAAGAUACGAAGCGAAUUGUUGCAGAAUUAGGCAAGGAUUUCCGAGGAGACAGAUAUCACUUGAUGAAUAAAAAUUGUAAUCACUUCUCAUCUGCCCUCACACAGAUUCUGGUAGGACGAGAGAUCCCCACUUGGGUGAAUAGACUGGCAUAUGUCUCAUCAUGUGUCCCAUUUCUACAACGGUGUCUCCCUAAGGAGUGGUUAACUCCAGUAGCACUCCAGCAAUCUAUUGAAAGACCCUCCCCAGACUCUCCAACAUCUCCGGACCCUCCCUUUUCCAAUUCGCCAAGUUCUGCUACCCGGGACAGGAUUCCCCACUCUGUUGCAACUCCAAGGAAUCACCGAUCCACAUCUCAUUCUCGUAACUCUUUGUAACCUGUCAUGUGUGCUAUGUUUAUGGUGACUGUUCAUAGUUUUACUCAUGUUUUUGACAGAAUGUAGAGUGAAAGUUAUUUGACAAAAUGUAUAAAGUGGAUGGAAGUUUGAUGAGUGUUUUAUAAGGUUAUUUUAGAUAUGUUAUUAUCUGUGUUUUAAGGCUACAUAUAGUUUUGAUAAUAAAAAGAAGUUAAAUUUACAGUUAUAGUGCAUGACUGGCUGCAGUUACAAUGCUGAUGGCCUGCCAUUGGUAACUGCAACAAUGGCCAUAGACUACAAUGUAAAAUUAAGGAUGUGAGACUGUUGAGUCCUAGUUCUUCUUAUGAGCUAUAUAGAAACUUAAGAUUAGUGCCAUAAAAUAGUUAGAGAGAAGAGUCAUGAUACAUAAUACUUAGGCCAUCCACACACAUGUUGCAGUGAGAAUAUCAUUUACACCUCACUGAAAAGUAUUAUAAUAUUUGGGUUGAAAUUCAAGUACUGUACUAUACGUGUUUAAAGAUACUGCUACCAAAUGAUCUUACAUGUAGCAUAUAUGCUUUAAAAGCAUAAUCUCAGUCCAAAUUUUGUUAUUUUCUCAGUGGAUUUAGUAUCCAGAGCAGUACCUUGUAAGAAAUAUUGUCCUGUUGAUUCACAAACAGGUUGCAUCCUUGUGGUCUGUAUUAGAAAUGUAUGCAUUUGUUAAAUAUGAAAUGGCACUGUUAAUUGUUGCAAAUGACAUGAAUUGAUAUUUGCAUAGAACCAUUAAGCAAAUUUUUAUUUUGGUUAUUGAAAGUUGUUGCAUAGGUGACAUUGCAGAAUCACCAUAUUGUAAAAGAUAUUUCCUGAGAUAGAACAAAAUAGUGUGGUCCCCCAGGUUUUUAGAAAAAAUUAUUUAGCACCCAUUCCUACUGUCAAAUUCAGCCACCCCUGCAAAAUUAGAAAAAACAAAAAUAAAAAAGUAGUACAUAUUUAAAGGAAAUGCACAUUAAGCAGUAAGUCUUGUAAAUAGGUUUGAAUUAAGAUCCAGAAUUUUUACGUGAAUUUUGAUAGACGAUACAUUUCUGUCAUAAGGCAUGCAAACGAUAUGAAAUUUGUACUAGUGGAUAAAUGAUAAAAAUUAUAACAAUUAUGUCUCUACUCUUCGGUUUUCAUCGUUGUAUUUAGUAAUUUCGAUAAAAUAUAAUAUAUUUUAUCUAUCUAUCUAUCUCAAAAAGCUGGGAAUGAAAGAUAAAUAUAUUUAUAAAGCUGUGCUUUAUAUAUUAAGUGAUAUCGAGACAUUUUUUAAUAUUUUAAAACUAUGUAACUCAAUAUAUUGGGUUCAUAGUGUGCCCUUUGGGUUAUCCCUCAGUGAGGGUAGUUUGUUGUGUCUUAAAGACAUUUAAUGAAUGUGCUUAAUUUCUUGGGGGAUGACAUUGUUAUGUUAUGAUCCCUGGAUUUCACUCUCAGGUCUCACUGCCAACAGAUAAAAAAAAGAAAUACAGAAGGGUUGAGUUAAGCAGCCAUUCACAGAUUCACAAAUCUGAAAAUGGGCCUCAGCAUAUCUGGAGUUUGGCUCUCCCUUGUGUGUGUGUGUGUGUGUGUUUGUGUGUGUGUGUGUGACACCACAUGUUCACAUGCUAUGACAGAAAUCCUUUCUUACUCUGCACAGUACAAAUAAACAUUUAAAAAUGUGCUAAAUAUUUAGGUACUAAAAUACCUUUGGAAAACAAAAGUGACAUUCCAAUUCUAUAUUUUCAUUAUUCUAGAUCCAAUAGAGUAUGCUUAGAACUUUCUCAAUUUAUUGUGCAGUGUCCUUUGGAAGUGCUGCAGCUAGACAGUACAACACCAGCAGGAAGAAAAAGGAUAGGGUACUUGUAUUAUUUUUGAAAUGCAGUACAUUAGAAGUUUUUGCCAGAAGUGUCAAAGUACUGUAUUUCUUAAACGUACAUUGCUAUUUUAUUCUCAUUUUGCAUAUAUCAAAAAUUGUCUUAAAAAUCUAUCAUGUCACAUUUUCUAGACUAAACCAACAGUCUGUGCAGCUUUUUUUUCUUCUCUUGCCAGAAGUUAGGGCAUUGUAAUUUUAAGUUUGGCAGUUAUUACUCAGUGUACUUGUUUUAAUAGUACUUUAUCUUUACCCAGCAUACAAAGUAUUCAAUCCUGCAUAACCUGACGUGGCCCAUUGGAACCUUAUUUUGGGCAUAUUACUCGCGAUAAAGUGUAUAAAAUUUAUUUGACGUCCAUUACCCUAUAGUGACUGGAAGGCAGGGUGAUACACUUACAAAGUUUUUAGCUGAAGUUAGAAUUCUCGGGUACAGACUUGGUGUAUGUAAGGUACAGUACGUAAAAUUUAGUGAAUUUUUGUUUUUGUUUACUACUAAUAGUUAACAGUAUUCUUUUACAAGUAAAAUACAGUAUUUAACAAUUAUAUUUUUAAUUUGCAUAUUCUAUAGCUAAACAGAAAAUAUGAGCUUUUAUUGCAGGUCAUGAAUUCCAUUGUCGGUGAUACCUGUAAUCUUGUGCCAAGUCUGUAUACAAAGUUGUUCAUAGUUUUCUGUAAUAAUCAUCUUUAAUAACCUAAAUUCUUGAAUCCCAUCCAGAAGAAUGGAAUGUUUGCUUGAAUUGCUAUGAAAUGGUUGGUGAUGUAAGAGUUAAUAUUGUAGGCAUUUUUAUUGCUAUAAAUAGUUCCAAAGUUUUAUACACCCUUUUUCAAGCUGCCUUAACCAAAAAUUAACAUAGUAUCUGCCUCUUGAUAUGGCAUAUCUCCAAGGAUACUGUUGACUUUUAAUGUUAAGGGGCUUUGGAAAAGUGCUUACAUACUUCGUGUGAAAAUUUGUGGGUUUGUGAGGGAAUAAUGUUUAAAAUGAUUUAUAAUAUUGGAUAAGCUAAAUCUGGUAUAGGACUUUCACAAAUCUUCCAUUGUGUACAUGAGUUAGGUAUUGAGCUGAAAUAUUUUCAGGGAGAAGUUAUUAUGUUUGGUGUAUAGUCCUUGUCUUUUAAGUUCAUGGAAUAAAUAUUCUUUUUUUACUAACCCACUUUAAUAUACAUUGUUUUUAUUAAAAUUACUUUUAUAC